AUGGGUGACCGGCCACUUACAAUAAUCCUCCCUGAGGCUCUGAAAGCUGAACGACCAGUUCCUCCAGCACCCACGCCAGUCUUCGCGCCUAAGGAGUCUCAGAGCCAAAUCAACCAUAAACUUACUAAGGGGCAAAAGCAACGGGAGAAGCAAGAUAAAUCUAAGAAUGCCCUGCUGCACCGUGCACAAGACGUUCACCAGAGGCGCUCUCAAAGCGAGGGCCACGCAGCUCAAUCGCUUGGUGCCCGGAUAGGGUCACCCUGGGACACUCUGAAAGAUCUUUUUACCUGUGACCUUGCAGGUCCAGUGUCUAUUGCAGUCCAUAACAAGCACCCUUCAAAGAUAAUCGCUGUCCGUGCAUUCAACAAGGAAAAAGCAGCUAUAUGGCUUCGGGUACUCCAGCAGACCCAACACCCCAAUGUCAUCGCUGCCAGGGAAAUCUUCAAGGAUCACGGCACGACAUACUUUAUUGUUGAUGACUUGCCUCUAACGUUGGAACACCUGGUCGCCUGUGAUAUUUUCCCAUCCGAACUUCAGCUGGCUUCUGUACUGGCCCAGGUACUUGAUGGACUCUCGCACUUACAGGAGAAGGGCUUUGAACAUCAAUGCCUGAAGUGCUCCAAUAUCCUGUUGGGGCAAAAUGGGGUCAUUCAAAUUGCCGCUUUGGAACACUGCGUCGAGCGCCAGCCUAACCAAUCUCAGACCCAGACUCUCCGAGCUUUGGCUGAUAUCACGAUGUAUCUUAUGCAGAAGUAUCUGAAGCCUGAUGGGGUAAUUGGCAUCGACAGAACACAUUGGCAGUCAGACCCCCUAGAGUUCCUGUCAGCUACGGCAUCGGUCGCGACAAUCCAAGAUUUACGAGAGCAUCCCCUAAUUACCAAGCACCACUGGUCUGCUGGGACGUUAAUCGGGCUUGCCCGGCUUUGCCUCAUCACCACCCGUACUUUCAUAACGAAACCAUGGUUCCAAAACCAUUCAUGA
Messenger RNA from Aspergillus calidoustus, 981 nucleotides. The record is from the annotation of a GenBank genome assembly. NCBI's taxonomy places the organism in Eukaryota, Fungi, Ascomycota, Eurotiomycetes, Eurotiales, Aspergillaceae.